AUGGCAUUCAACUUUCUUGUGCUCUUUGUAGUUAGCUUACUAGUUGUCAUCAACCAUUUUGUUAAGUUUUCUUAUAGCUUUAGGUUUAAUGCAGUAGUGUCUUUAGAUGGUACAGGUAAUUUUGUUCGAGUUAGUGAUGCAACAGCGGCAGCACCUAACUUCGGCACCACUAGAUUUUAUAUUCAUAUAAAACCUGGCAUUUACAAGGAGCAUGUUGAAGUUCCAGUUCAGAAAACAUUUAUUGCUUUGAUUGGAGAUGAUGCUUCUACGACCAUCAUCGUUGACAAUAGAAGUAAUGGGAGUGGGUUUUCAACUUCAGCAACUGCAACCCUUACUGUGAAGGGUCAAAAUUUCAUGGCUCAAUCCUUGACUUUUCAAAACUCCGCUGGACCAAAUGAACACCAAGCAAUUGCGCUUCUUGACCAAGCUAAACACACAGCAUACUACAAGUGUGUGUUUCUUGGCUAUCAAGAUACUCUAUAUGCAGCAGCAGUGCCCCAAUUCUUCAAGGAGUGCGAUAUAUAUGGAAGUGUUGACUUUAUUUUCGGAAAUGGACUUGCAGUAUUCCAAGACUGUAAUAUAUACGCUCAAUUAUCAGGCAUUAUCACAGUCACUGCACAAUCCAAAGACAAAGUAAAUGACCAUAGCGGGUUCAUCUUCCAGAGGUGCAAUGUGACAGUAUCGCCAAAUAUAGCAUCAAGUAGGGACAAGGUUAUAAUGUUUCUUGGACGACCAUGGAGAACUUAUUCAAUGGUUGUUUUCAUUGAGUCAUAUCUUGACAAUGUAGUUCAACCAAAAGGAUGGUUAGAGUGGCCAGGAGUUCCAGUGAAUCUAUUGUUUUAUGCCGAAUAUAAAAAUAGUGGUCCAGGAGCUCACACUCCUCAAAGGGUACAUUGGCCUGGUUAUCAUGUAUUGUACAAUGCAAAGCAAGUUGCAAAGUUUACCGUUGAAAACUUCAUUGAUUGGACUAAAUGGUUACCAGAAACUGGCAUACCUUUUAGGACUGGUUUGUAA
Messenger RNA from Momordica charantia (bitter melon), 1014 nucleotides. The record is from RefSeq and is a predicted model, not a curated record. Lineage: Eukaryota; Viridiplantae; Streptophyta; Magnoliopsida; Cucurbitales; Cucurbitaceae.